Messenger RNA from Coregonus sp. 'balchen', 3659 nucleotides. The record is from the annotation of a GenBank genome assembly. Lineage: Eukaryota; Metazoa; Chordata; Actinopteri; Salmoniformes; Salmonidae.
AUGGAAGCGAAUGGUUUCGUGAGAAGGCGUCUGACAGCAGAGAGAGCAGGCGGGGAUGCCGGGGUUGCUGGAGCGUCAGCCGGCGCAGAGGUCCGAUGGCUCGGGGGAAGGAUCUGGGGAGUGUCGGAGAGCCUCGUUGGGAGUUUGUCUCCCAGGAUCGGAGGCGAGACAGAGAUUCAGAAUGUAAUUCAGUUCAGCGGCGGCCCUCCUGAAGUAACGUUAGUAGAUACUUCGGAACCGGACUAUGAGGGUUUGCCGCAGGGCGCUUCGACCAGCACCCACAUGUUUGCAGGAGCAGUGGCUGGGAUCAUGGAGCAUUGCCUGAUGUUCCCCAUCGACUGUGUCAAGGUAACGUGGUAUGCUGGGCUAGCGUUUAGACGCUAACUAGUUGUAACUGACUGAUAUUGGAACUUGGGCACAUUACAUGGGAUGGAUUCCGUUGACUCGUCAGUCAUGACAUGAGGCUUCAACUUGUUUGUCAGGUCACAGCACAAGCACAGACGAGGCAAGGUCGAAACCGGACAGGCUAACAUUUCAGCUAGGGAACUAAUUUAGCAUGUUAGCUAACUAACUUCCAUCCACUGCGAAUUUAUGUGGACCUACUAACCCUUCUUGCUAGGUAGGUUAGAUAACGUUAGCAAGUUAGCCAACAAAACUGCACACGAGAUUUGUCACAUUAUUUCUCGGCAUCAACACGGUAGUAGCUUAAUUUUGGCAUGCAGGAUUUCAUUUAAGUUAAUAGGAAAACUUUUAGCAAACAGUGUAUUUUGCAGUUGUUAGCAUCAUCUCCUUAGCUAGAUAGCCAUUUUAGCUAACGUUAGCUAGCUAACCAAACCAACAAGGUCGGCCUGUGCAUCAGCUCGAGCCUGGGGGUCAAUGUUGAUUAGCUAGUAGCAAGCGAGCUAGCGCCUACUAGAAUGAGGUUAGGCUUAUCAUUUUCACAAUGAAUGUUAGCUGGCUACUUUAUUCCGUAUUUUCAUGAGCAGAUUUUCGAAGCUGUUUUGAUACUUCUCAAAUUAAAUGAAGUGAUGUGUUAUUUGCUUUGGGGAAGGAGACAGAGUUAGCAUGAAGCAGCACGUGUGCCCCUUUUCCUGUACAUACAAGCCAAAACAAUGUACAGCGCAUUGAUAGCGCUAUUGACAUACUACUACAAACUGCUUACAUACUACUAUUAACAACUUCUCCGUAUUUUCUGAACAUUCACUGUAUUCAAGAAGAGAAGCCAUAUGUGGGAGAAACCACGAGCACCCUUCUGUCAAAAUAGUCUCUACACUUUGCAGCACAAAAACAUAGCCGAGCUACAAGCAGCUUUUAACUAGGCAGAGAAUGCAUAAACGCUGGUGUGGUCUUCUAAGUCAAUGUUAACUGCUACCUGGCUGGCAGGAUUUAGGUGGGGUGAAACUGUUCAUUGUUUACAGAAAAUACAGGGCUGGAUGUUCUGGGAUUAAGAGUACAAUGCUACUCUGUUGUGCUAAUUGUGCAGAAUUAGGCAGACAAAUUGCCUCUACCACUGCACACUUUUAAGAAUCAAAGUUCUGUUAUUAUCAUAAAACUUUAAAUUAGUUUUGGAUUAUGUACUUAGCCGGGAUGGCUCGGGUGUUAUGUAAACAAGAGAUGAUAAAUUACAUUGGCCUGCCUGUGCAGUUUUGACAGGGCCACUCAAUGAUUUAGGUCUACUCUGUAAAGGGAUGUAACACAUGAGCCAUGCCAAUGUCUGGUAUCUUCCUAUCUUGUGGUCCCUGUAGAGCAGGGGUCUCCAACCCUGUUCCUGGAGAGCUACCCUCCAACCCGAGUUGUAAUUAACUUGGUUCAGUUUAUCAACCAGCUAAUUAUGAGAAUCAGGUGUGCUAGAUUAGGGUUGGGGUGAACCUACAGGACGGUAGUUCUCCAGGAACAGGGUUGGAGAGCCCUGCUGUAGAGAGUCAUGAGUUGGUCCUUGAUGGAAAUAAUUGUGUACUACUACGCAGAGACAGAGCAACAGAGUGAGAGUGGUAUGGUAGGUAGGGAGAGGAGAGGAGUCAACUGUUUGUGUCAGGUGGGAGAGCAGGGCUCUCUCAGAACAAAGCAGAGAUUCAUCCAUCUUUCCCAGCUGUAGUUCCCACCUCUGAUCCAGGUGCUGCUCACACAACUUGGGCUGUGUCUCAAUAGUCGGAAGUGGCUUCCUCUCCCUGUCUCCUCUCUUUUCACUGACAUGAAACGACAGUCGAAACAAAGCAUGUUCCCAGUGUGCAUCCAGCCACCAUGUUGCUUCACAUGUAGGCUACUGUGUUUUCAGAUCCGUACAGGCGAAGGAGAUGAGAUGAGAUGCGGCGAGGAUGUAUCUUUAGAGUAAUGAGGUGCAGCCCAGACAGUGAAAUUUUCUGCCUGCUGAGGAAGGGCAGCCUGAGCUAGACACUACACAGACUCACAGAUCUAUAAAUCAUGUCACCUGUCAAACAACAUGGCAUUAACUGGCCCUACUUAUAAACACAUUACCAGAUCUCUACAGAUGCAGGAGACCUAGCUCAAGCUGACAGCUGACCCCAGUGGACUAGCACUGACAGACACACAAACACAGUUAAAAAUCCUUGGAAAAUAGCAUGCAGGGGUUGUGACACAGAUUGCAUGGUAGAGAUAAUGUCGUAACUUGUUGAGGUUAGACAAGCUCUCUGCAAUACACAACCAUACCAUAGGCUACAUAUACCCGUGUGUCAGGGCAGAGGGAACUGUUUUAAUUUCAUAUAACUUUUAUUUACAGAUUAGUCACAUUGAGACAUUGACAUCAAAUAUCUUGCAGGAAAGACCGUUUCAAUAUGGCAGCAAUCUGCAAAGAUGCACAUAAAUACAUUUAAAUCUCUUAAAGGUCCAGCAUUCCACAUAGCCUAUAGGGGUGGCCUGAGGCCCUGUUUACAGUUCCUGGAAAGCGUGCACACACCAGUGCAGAACGCAAUCAGCAUGUGAGAGUCCAGGGCCUCUCCUUUGCUUGUGGUCAUUAUUAGUAGACCCUCUAUGCUUCUCACAGCACUAGCCUUACAGUGAGACGAUUAACCCUGACACACUGGCCCAACGAUAAGGAUUGUGUGUGGGGUCAGGUUGUGUGAGUGCUGCUGGUGAGACAGAUGCUUACAGGAAGUCAGCAUAUGUCCCUCUCUGACCCUGGGGUCUCGUUAUUCAACACUUCCUUCUAUUCAACUGGGCUUGACUACUCAACAUUUUCAAAAUAUUUAGCGGGUGGAAUGUAUAAGCACUGACUACUUACUGUGUUUUGAUUGGUUAGCAGUGUAUUCAUCCCACCUCUGCUCAGACUUCAUUGGUUACUAACAUGGUAGUUGCUCAAAUGUACGGUAAACGUUAUGGUUGCAGUAAGGUUAGGUAUGGACGGAAGUUUAUGGUUAGGUUAUGACUAGGGUAGUCAGUAGGUGUGUGACCUCUAACCUGUCUCCCCUGUGUAGACGCGUAUGCAGAGCCUACAGCCUGAGCCUGCUGCCCGCUACCGGAAUGUGAUGGACGCGCUUAGGCGAAUCAUAACCACAGAGGGUGUCUGGCGACCAAUGAGAGGGCUGAAUGCCACGGCCGUGGGGGCGGGACCGGCACACGCUCUCUACUUCGCCUGCUACGAAAAACUGAAGAAGAGUCUGGGUGACGUCAUCCACCCCGGGGCUAACAGCCAUCUGGCCAAC